AUGAGUAACUUAGAAAAUCGUCAAUCUGAAUUCAUGGAGAGAGAACGAAGUGGAAUCAGUUCAAAUAAUAAUAAAAUAAGGAAAAACAGAAUAACAAGCAAAAUGAAAAUUAAAGUGAACGGACCGAAUUUCAAAGAGCAUUUGCUGACAAUUCUUACAAUUGGUGCUGUGAUUCUUGGUGUUGUUACUGGAAUUAUUGUCAGAGCUGCUGGUCUCGAUGAUGAAACACCGAAAUUCAAUCCACGUACUGUUAUGUACAUCAACUUUCUUGGAGAUUUGUUUCUGAGAAUACUUAAAUCAUUAAUUUUGCCACUUAUCGUCUCAUCAUUAAUUGCUGCAGUUGGAUCAUUAGAUAUCUCACUAUCUAAACGUAUAGGAACACGUGCAAUUGCUUAUUAUCUUCUAACAACGGUUAUGGCCGUUAUUUUAGGGAUUAUUUUGGUUGUUACAAUUCGGCCUGGUGGCGAUGGUUUAGAAAAACAUGAUAAUGAAGGCAGCAAACCAUCAACACGAGCUGUCACGACACCUGACACAUUAUUAGAUUUGGUGAGAAAUAUUUUUCCACCAAAUUUAGUCCAAGCGGCUAUUCAGCAAUAUCAAACAGUUCUUGUAAACAACUCAAAUCCAGACAUGAGCCAGUGGAAAAUAACAGGUGCUUAUACAGACGGAACUAAUAUUAUGGGACUUGUUGUUGCGUCUAUAGUUUUUGGAAUAGCCAUAAGUUCUACGAGAACACAAUCGAAGCACUUGCUGACUGUUUUUAAUGAAUUGAGUCAUGUUAUGAUGAAAAUUACUCGAUGGGUUAUUUGGUUAAGUCCUUUGGGCGUGUUCUUUUUAAUUCUAUCAAAAAUUAUGGAAAUGGACAAUAUUUUAUCAGUUUUUGCCAAACUUGGGCUUUACUUCCUGACUGUCAGCGGUGGAAUAAUUUUUCAUGGAUUUUUUAUCCUUCCAACAAUUUUCUUCUUCCUUACACGAAAAAAUCCAUUAAAAUUUAUUGGAAAUAUGGCUCAAGCUAUUGCAACUGCUUUUGGAACUAGUUCAUCAUCUGCAACAUUACCUGUCACAAUGGAAUGUCUAGAAGAUAAGAAUAAAGUUGAUAAAAGAGUUUCUAGAUUUGUAUUGCCGAUUGGAGCCACAAUAAAUAUGGAUGGAACGGCAUUAUAUGAAGCGGUAGCUGCUAUUUUUAUCGCACAAUUAAAAGGAAUUCAGCUUUCAGUUACACAAAUAAUUGCUGUCAGUGUGACAGCUACCUGUGCAUCGAUUGGUGCUGCUGGAAUUCCGCAAGCAGGUCUAGUGACCUUAGUUAUGGUCUUGGACACGGUCGGACUUCCAGCUGAGGACGUUUCGCUUGUAAUUGCCGUCGAUUGGAUGCUUGAUAGAAUCAGAACAGUCGUAAAUGUCUUGGGCGAUUCCUUUGGUGCAGCCAUCGUUGAGCAUUACAGUAGAAAAGAAUUGUCUAAUUCAACGGCAACACAAACAAUUGAAGUUCAGCCAAAAUCUAAUGGAAAUUCAGUAUAUCCAUUGACAGUCGAUGAUAAUGAAAAUAACUCAGCUAAUUCUAAAGGAAGGAUUAAUUCAUCAUUUAUGGACGAACGAGUGUAA
Messenger RNA from Chironomus riparius, 1602 nucleotides. The record is from the annotation of a GenBank genome assembly. Lineage: Eukaryota; Metazoa; Arthropoda; Insecta; Diptera; Chironomidae.